AUGAAUUCAAAACAUUCCAACUCAAAACAGGAUGAGAAAGAUACUGAAAAUAGCAGAGAAAACUAUAUUCCAAAUUUUUCUCCUAUAUUUAAGGCUUGGGGCUACCUAUCUUCAGAUAAGAUUAACAAUUCAUAUUUUCAGAACUAUUCAAAUGAUGAUUCUGAUGGUUGGGUUUACUCGAAUAAUAACCAAUCUUCUAAGCCCAAAUACAGUUCUUCUCGCCUGAUAGACAAAUUACUAGACUUUCUUAAUCUAUCAGACUUUUACUCAAGCUUCACAACACAAACUACAGAUCAAAAGCUAUCAAAAAUAAUACAAUCCAAACACAACAAACACCUUGAUUUCACCUGGAAUAUCCUUUACAUACUCCAACACUUAUAAUCGUCUUGAUGAUCUACCUGCAAAUCUUCACUGAAGACCUAUCAAAGCCAGGGUUUCUGGCUCAACUAAUAAACUCAACUUUGUUCAUGGUGCUGGUGAACAUCAUAAAGUUAGUUAAGAAGAGAAGGCCCAAUAUUGUUCACUACUUCUUGCCCUGCUUGUUGUUUUUGGAAGGGUCUGCUGUAGCUAUUGAGAACUGACUUUUUGAAGAGUUUAGGUUUUAUGAACUUUGGAUUAUUUGGUAUAUGACAGCACUUGCAUUUUCAGCGACGUUUUUUUUGAGAGAGAUUGGGGUCCUGUGGUGGGAACUAGAGGGUAGGGUUAGUUAUGUAUAUGGAAAGAAGGUUUUAAUAGAGUAGCUGAUCUAAUCUUGCGUUUAAAAUAAUUUUUUACAAUUAAAUUACAAUUUUUGGCUUUCUUUCAUUAAUUAUCUCUCUAAAUUUACACUCCAAUUUCUAAAAAAUUCCCCAAAAUUUCCUCAUUUAAAGUACCCUCAAAAUAUUUUCUCAUUAAAUUUUAUUACUUUGGACAACCUCCUCUCUGAAACCAUCUUCCCUAGCAUCCAUCUUGGCUGUGUCUAAUUUUAUGCCUAUUCUGAGAUAACAAAACCUUUG
Moneuplotes crassus is the source of this 995-nucleotide messenger RNA. NCBI's taxonomy places the organism in Eukaryota, Ciliophora, Spirotrichea, Euplotida, Euplotidae. The record is from the annotation of a GenBank genome assembly.